CUUCCGCGGCGGUCGUCCGCUACCCGCUGCUCGGCUCGGCUGGGCUCUGCUUGGCCUGGCUUGAGUUCUGUCCGGUCCAGUCCUGCUCGCCGCGGUUCCACUCAGCUCGACUCAGCCCGGCUCGGCCCCGCCGCGGGCAGGAGGUCGGGAGGCGGCAGCGCCGGGCGCUGCCAUGCGGGCAGACGGCGCCAAGUGAGGGCGGCGGCGGCUCGCAACGCCCGGUAUUGCUCGUGGGGGCCACUGGCCGGCGGGGAGUGGCGCGUAGGGCUCAUGCCAGCCGCCUCGCCCCGAUGUUUCACUGGGGCAAGUGGAAGAAGAGGAUGGGAGCGAGCGCCUCCUCCUCCAAGAGACCCGUCUUCGACGAGCGGGAGGACGUGAACUUUGACCACUUCCAGAUUCUGCGGGCGAUCGGGAAGGGCAGCUUUGGCAAGGUGUGCAUUGUGCAGAAGAGGGACACUGAGAAGAUGUAUGCCAUGAAGUACAUGAACAAGCAGCAGUGCAUCGAGCGGGAUGAGGUCCGCAACGUCUUCAGGGAGCUGGAGAUCCUGCAGGAGAUCGAGCACGUCUUCCUGGUCAACCUCUGGUACUCCUUCCAGGACGAGGAGGACAUGUUCAUGGUGGUGGACUUGCUGCUGGGCGGGGACCUGCGCUACCACCUGCAGCAGAACGUUCAGUUCACAGAGGAGACAGUCAAGCUCUACAUCUGUGAGAUGGCCUUGGCCCUUGACUACCUGCGAAGCCAGCACAUCAUCCACAGAGAUGUAAAACCAGACAACAUCCUCCUUGAUGAGCAAGGUCAUGCCCACCUAACAGAUUUUAACAUUGCAACAAUCAUUAGGGAUGGAGAGCGGGCAACUGCCCUGGCAGGAACCAAGCCAUACAUGGCCCCAGAGAUUUUCCAUUCCUUCCUGAGCGGUGGGACAGGAUACUCCUUUGAGGUUGACUGGUGGUCGCUGGGAGUCAUGGCUUACGAGCUGCUGCGGGGCUGGAGACCCUAUGACAUCCACUCCAGCAACCCUGUGGAGUCCUUAGUCCAGCUCUUCAGCACUGUCAGCGUUCAGUACUCAUCAACAUGGUCAAAAGAGAUGGUGGCUCUGCUGAGAAAGCUGCUGACGGUCAACCCCGAGCACCGCUUCUCCUGCCUGGCCGACGUCCAGGCCUCUGCCUACCUGUCCGGCGUGGUCUGGAGCGACAUCAGCGCCAAGCGGCUGGAGCCAGGCUUCGUCCCCAACAAGGGGCGCCUGCACUGCGACCCCACCUUCGAGCUGGAGGAGAUGAUCCUGGAGUCCAGGCCCUUGCACAAGAAGAAGAAGAGGCUUGCGAAGAACAAGUCGAGGGAUAACAGCAAGGACAGCUCCCAGUCGGAAAAUGACUAUCUCCAAGAAUGCCUUGAAGCCAUCCAGCAAGACUUUGUCAUCUUUAACAGAGAGAAGCUAAAGAAGAGUCAAGAGCCAACCAGUGAGUCCAUGUCUCACCCUGAGCCCACCGACGAGGCUGAGACGGAGGCUGAGGCCUCCAGCUUGAACAUGUGCAGCUCUGUCUGCUCCUCGGCAGGCAGCAGCUAGGCUGGGCAAGGGCCAUGCCAAUAACCCAUCCUCAGGGUGUGCUGAGCACCUCAGGCUGUCCUCUGCUGCCACCCGGGAGCGCCAAGGAGUCUCUCAAAGCUGUAGCAGGAGAGGUCUAGUUCCUUCAGAAGAGGCUCCUGGAUUGGAUGGCUCUCCAGCUGGGUACCCGUGGUGGGUGGAGAUCCUCGCCGUGCCACUUGCCAAAGAGAUGGAUCAGCUUCUCUCCUUGUUCUUUUGAAUGCCAGGUUGCUGAGCUGCUCAUGGUUUGAAUACAGCCAGGUGACAAGAAGUGACAUCCUUGGGUACAGCCAGGAGGACACGGAGCAGGUGGCCAGGGAGGAAGGCUGAAGGGAUGCUUUCGGUUCUGCUUUGGUGUCUUCUGCUCACAAGGGUUGCUUCGGGGACAAGCCACCUGCUGCAUAUGUUGGAGCAGCCCCAGGCUGUGCUGGGUAGCACCAGGGUAGCCUCCUGGAGUCCUGAGCUGUUGGGAUCCUGCAGCAGAAGGGUAUCCCAGGCACCUCCUUGUCCUCUUCGCACCUGUCAGAGUUUCUUCCCCUUCUUGGGGCCAAUAACUCUUUUCUUUUGCACUCCCUUAGUUAUCCUGGGGCUGGGCAGUGACCAACCCUGUGCCAACGUUUGCUUCCCUCGCAGAGCUGCUGCAGAGGUGAGGAGCUGUGCCAGAGGCGCAGGGCUGAGCCUGUUUCUCUGGUUUUGGAGGACACAGUGUGACAAAGUUCAGGUUUGACAGGAGGCCAAGUGGGUUGCCUUGCAGUGCUGCUGGGUUCAGAGAAAGGAACAUCUGAUUUCACCCUUCAGUUGACUUCAUUUUCCCUGUCCAGAGCUGUCUAAACCUGACCUGUUCAACGUCUGACCCAAUCAGGCCCUCUCCUGGCCUUGGUCCAUCUGUGGACAUUGCCUUUCUUGUUCCACAAGCCUUCACUCUCUGAGCUGCUUGAUCUGCUGUAGAGUGGCUUUUGGUUGCUCCUGCUAAAGUCCAGCCGUGGGUCCUGCUGCCACAGAGGCUUUGCUGGGACUGUGUUCACUUCCAAACCGCCAACAUCUGUCGCUGCCAGAUGUGAGGAGGGUGCAGGGUUCUGCUGCCCUGCUGUACCUUCAUGAGGCAGAGGUGGACAGAAGAGGUUUCUGCCAGGACACAAAUGGAAGGUGAAACGGGCAUGGAACCAUUCCAUGUGAGAAAGGACAUGGGGUGUGCAUCUCCCACAGGUUCAUGUGGAAGUCAGCAGGUGGCUGCAUGCCACAGGACCGAAGUGGCACAGAGAUCUCCGAAGAAGAGCUCAGGUCCAUGGGCACAGCUCUGAUACAAUGGCACAGUCAUUUUCAGGACAGAGUCAGGUGAAGCUGUUAGAUGUGGCAGCUCUCACCAGAGUGGGCAGCAUCCAGCACCAGCGAGGGACCAGGGUCACAGUGGAGGGCUGCAGCCUCAGCCACACGUUCUUCAGGGCUA
Molecule: messenger RNA, 3030 nt
Organism: Pogoniulus pusillus (Red-fronted tinkerbird)
Lineage: Eukaryota; Metazoa; Chordata; Aves; Piciformes; Lybiidae
Gene: STK32C
Product: serine/threonine kinase 32C
Exons: 12
Coding region: 291-1565 (424 amino acids)
Biological process (GO): protein phosphorylation
Molecular function (GO): protein kinase activity; ATP binding
Source: RefSeq, a predicted model, not a curated record